Molecule: messenger RNA, 1662 nt
Organism: Sabethes cyaneus
Lineage: Eukaryota; Metazoa; Arthropoda; Insecta; Diptera; Culicidae
Product: probable cytochrome P450 9f2
Exons: 2
Coding region: 1-1608 (535 amino acids)
Molecular function (GO): iron ion binding; monooxygenase activity; heme binding
Source: RefSeq, a predicted model, not a curated record
AUGGAAGUGAAUAUUUUUUAUCUGGCGGUGAUAGGUGCUAUCAUCGCGUACAUUUACCACCGGGUGACCAGAAACAAUGACUACUUUCACGAUAAACCGAUUCCUUCGCUGGCCGUGAAGCCCUUCUUUGGAGCAUCCGCACCGCUACUGCUUAAGCAAGCAACCUUUUCGGACUUUAUCCAUUCCAUAUACAAUAAGUUUCCCAGUGUCAAAGUCCUCGGGGUGUUCGACACGACCAUGCCGAUGUUUGUCAUUCGUGAUCCGCAACUGAUCAAGCGGGUCGGUGUGAAGGAUUUCGACCACUUUUUGGACCAUCGGCCAACAUUCGGACAAAGUGACGAAAGCGACAAUCCACAUGCCCUGUUCGCCAAAACCCUAUUCGCGCUCAAUGGCCAACGUUGGCGAGAUAUGCGGGCCACACUCAGUCCAGCUUUCACCGGAAGUAAGAUGCGCCAAAUGUUCCAGCUGAUGGAGGAGUGCAUCCAGGCGAUGAUUCGUCACUUGGAAACGGAUCUGAAACAGAAGGGCUCCAUGGAAGUGGAAAUGAAAGACGUUCUGUCACGAUUAGCGAUGGAUGUGAUUGCUUCGUGUGCCUUUGGGCUUAAAGUGAACUGCUUCGAAGAUCGAGAGAAUGAGUUUUUGAAGCAUGCCAAAAAGAUGAUGCUUUUUGGAAGAUUUACAGUUUUCUUGAAAAUAAUGGCCUUUCGAUGGUUUCCUGAGAUUGCCAGUCGGUUUGGGCUGGACGUGAUCGAUAAGGAGCAGGCGGUGUACUUUUCCAGCAUUAUCAAAGACACUGUCCAAACUCGGGAGUCUAAAGGAAUUAUUCGGCAUGAUAUGAUUGAUUUACUGCUGCAAGCCAGGAAGGGCACUUUGAAGCAUCAACAGGAAACGGAAGUUCACGAGGGUUUUGCUACGGUGCAUGAAUCGGACGUGGGCAAUGGUCAGAUGGCUAAAGCGAUGACCGAGCCUGAAAUGAUUGCCCAGUGUCUGGUAUUCUUACUCGGAGGCUUUGAUACGGUCUCGACGGCUGGUACCUUCCUGAUUUACGAGUUAAUUCGCAAUCCCGAUAUUCAGGAAAAAUUAUACCAAGAAAUUUUGGAAACAGAAAAGUCGCUGAAUGGAAAACCUCUUUCGUAUGAUGCUCUGCAAGGUAUGAAAUACAUGGACAUGGUGGUAUCAGAAGCACUUCGGAUGUGGCCACCGGCACCAGCGACUGAUCGGCUCUGCGUUCGCGAUUACGUACUGGACGACGGCGAAGGUCUCCGGUUCACCAUAGACAAGGGGACGUGUGUCUGGAUACCGAUUCAUGGAUUGCACCACGAUCCGCAGUAUUUCCCCAAUCCGGAACGUUUCGAUCCGGAGCGGUUCAGCGAUGCCAACAAAGCAAACAUCAAUCUGGAUGUCUAUUUGCCGUUCGGUAUUGGCCCGAGAAACUGUAUCGGAUCACGGUUCGCCCUGAUGGAACUUAAAGCUAUCGUCUAUCACAUGCUGCUGAAGUUUCCUUUCCAACGAAGCGAAAACACGCAGAUUCCGUUAAAGUUGAAAAAGGGAUUCGUUGCCCUUUCGACGGAGAAGGGAAUGUUUAUGCAAUUGCAAGCGCGGAGUUAAGCACUCACUGCAAGAUAGGAAAAAGAUUUGUCUUGGACAGAAGACCUAUGGUGA